CUUUCCGUAGCGUCCCGCGUCUGCCGCGCCCUCCCCCGGAGUGAAGGAGGCGGGUUUUGGCCUCUUGCCAUAGGGAGCGAGUGCGGAGGGAGUGGGAGUGGGACGGCCCCGAGUGGAAGUGUCUGCCUCUCCGGAGAGAGCCUGCUGUACUCCUCGCUGCUCAUGAGCUCGUUUUCCGGCGAGCAGCGCCGUCGUUAGGCCGGCCCCGUAGCCUCUGCUUCCCCCGGGACAGGCCCACGCCUCGCCGGGGAGGGGGCAGCCCGUCGAGGCGCCUCCCUUGUCAGCGUCUGCGUCGCGCUGCGACCCUGGAAGCGGGAGCCGCGGCGAGCGAGAGGAGGAGCCCCAGCGGCGGCGGCGGCGGGCAGCAGCACCAGCAGCGCCGGCGGGCGGGAUCGAGGCCGGCAACAUGGCGAGCGCCUCGUACCACAUUUCCAAUUUGCUGGAAAAAAUGACAUCCAGCGACAAGGACUUCAGGUUUAUGGCUACAAAUGAUUUGAUGACAGAACUGCAGAAAGAUUCCAUCAAGUUGGAUGAUGAUAGUGAAAGGAAGGUAGUGAAAAUGAUUUUGAAGUUACUGGAAGAUAAAAAUGGAGAGGUACAGAAUUUAGCUGUCAAAUGUCUUGGCCCUUUAGUGAGUAAAGUGAAAGAAUACCAAGUAGAGACAAUUGUAGAUACCCUCUGCACUAACAUGCUUUCUGAUAAAGAGCAACUUCGAGAUAUUUCGAGUAUUGGCCUUAAAACAGUAAUUGGAGAACUCCCUCCAGCUUCCAGUGGCUCUGCAUUAGCUGCUAAUGUAUGUAAAAAGAUUACUGGGCGUCUUACCAGUGCAAUAGCAAAGCAGGAAGAUGUCUCUGUUCAGCUAGAAGCCUUGGAUAUUAUGGCUGAUAUGCUGAGCAGGCAAGGAGGACUUCUUGUUAAUUUCCAUCCUUCAAUUCUGACCUGUCUGCUCCCCCAGUUGACCAGCCCUAGACUUGCAGUGAGGAAAAGAACCAUUAUUGCUCUUGGCCAUCUGGUUAUGAGCUGUGGAAAUAUAGUUUUUGUUGAUCUUAUUGAACAUCUUUUGUCAGAGUUGUCCAAAAAUGAUUCCAUGUCAACAACAAGAACCUACAUACAAUGUAUUGCUGCUAUUAGUAGGCAAGCUGGUCAUAGAAUAGGUGAAUACCUUGAGAAGAUAAUUCCUUUGGUGGUAAAAUUUUGUAACGUAGAUGACGAUGAAUUAAGAGAGUACUGCAUUCAAGCCUUUGAAUCAUUUGUGAGAAGAUGUCCUAAGGAAGUAUAUCCUCAUGUUUCUACCAUUAUAAAUAUAUGUCUUAAGUAUCUUACUUAUGAUCCAAAUUAUAAUUACGAUGAUGAAGAUGAAGAUGAAAAUGCCAUGGAUGCGGAUGGUGGUGAUGAUGAUGACCAAGGGAGUGAUGAUGAAUACAGUGACGAUGAUGACAUGAGUUGGAAAGUGAGACGUGCAGCUGCUAAGUGCUUGGAUGCUGUAGUUAGCACAAGGCAUGAAAUGCUUCCAGAAUUCUACAAGACCGUCUCUCCUGCACUGAUAUCCAGAUUUAAAGAGCGUGAAGAGAAUGUAAAGGCAGAUGUUUUUCAUGCAUACCUUUCUCUUUUGAAGCAAACUCGUCCUGUGCAAAGUUGGCUGUGUGACCCUGAUGCAAUGGAACAGGGAGAAACACCUUUAACAAUGCUUCAGAGUCAGGUUCCCAACAUUGUUAAAGCUCUGCACAAACAGAUGAAAGAAAAAAGUGUGAAGACCCGACAGUGUUGUUUUAACAUGUUAACUGAACUGGUAAAUGUAUUACCUGGGGCCCUAACACAACACAUUCCUGUACUUGUACCAGGAAUCAUUUUCUCACUGAAUGAUAAAUCAAGCUCGUCAAAUUUGAAGAUUGAUGCUUUGUCCUGUCUAUAUGUAAUCCUCUGUAACCACUCUCCUCAAGUCUUCCAUCCUCAUGUUCAAGCUUUGGUCCCUCCAGUGGUGGCUUGUGUUGGAGAUCCAUUUUACAAGAUUACAUCUGAAGCACUUCUUGUUACUCAACAGCUUGUCAAAGUAAUUCGUCCUUUAGAUCAGCCUUCCUCGUUUGAUGCGACUCCUUACAUCAAAGAUCUAUUUACCUGUACCAUUAAGAGGUUAAAAGCAGCUGACAUUGAUCAGGAAGUCAAGGAAAGGGCUAUUUCCUGUAUGGGACAAAUUAUUUGCAACCUUGGAGACAAUUUGGGCUCUGACUUGCCUAAUACCCUUCAGAUUUUCUUGGAGAGACUGAAGAAUGAGAUUACGCGGUUAACUACAGUGAAGGCGUUGACACUGAUUGCUGGGUCGCCUUUGAAGAUAGAUUUGAGGCCUGUCCUGGGAGAAGGGGUUCCUAUCCUUGCUUCAUUUCUCAGGAAAAACCAGAGAGCUUUGAAACUGGGUACCCUUUCUGCUCUAGAUAUUCUAAUUAAAAACUAUAGUGAUAGCCUGACAGCUGCCAUGAUUGAUGCAGUUCUAGAUGAGCUCCCACCUCUUAUCAGCGAAAGUGAUAUGCAUGUUUCACAGAUGGCUAUCAGUUUUCUUACCACACUGGCAAAAGUGUAUCCCUCCUCCCUUUCAAAGAUAAGUGGAUCCAUUCUCAAUGAACUUAUUGGACUUGUUAGAUCACCUUUAUUGCAAGGGGGAGCUCUUAGCGCCAUGCUAGACUUUUUCCAAGCUCUGGUUGUCACUGGAACAAAUAAUCUAGGAUACAUGGAUUUGUUGCGCAUGCUGACCGGUCCAGUUUAUUCUCAGAGCACAGCUCUUACUCAUAAGCAGUCUUAUUAUUCCAUUGCCAAAUGUGUAGCUGCUCUUACUCGAGCAUGCCCUAAAGAAGGACCAGCUGUAGUGGGUCAGUUUAUUCAAGAUGUCAAGAACUCAAGGUCUACAGAUUCUAUUCGCCUCUUAGCUCUACUUUCUCUUGGAGAAGUUGGGCAUCAUAUUGACUUAAGUGGGCAGCUGGAACUAAAAUCUGUCAUAUUAGAAGCCUUCUCAUCUCCUAGUGAAGAAGUCAAAUCAGCUGCGUCCUAUGCAUUAGGCAGCAUUAGUGUGGGCAACCUUCCUGAAUAUCUACCAUUUGUCUUACAAGAAAUAACCAGUCAACCCAAAAGGCAGUAUCUACUGCUUCAUUCCUUGAAGGAAAUUAUUAGCUCUGCAUCAGUGGUGGGCCUUAAACCAUAUGUUGAAAACAUCUGGGCCUUAUUGCUAAAGCACUGUGAGUGUGCAGAAGAAGGAACCAGGAAUGUUGUUGCUGAAUGUCUAGGCAAACUCACUCUAAUUGAUCCAGAAACUCUCCUUCCACGGCUUAAGGGGUACUUAAUAUCAGGCUCAUCAUAUGCCCGAAGCUCAGUGGUUACAGCUGUGAAGUUUACUAUUUCUGAUCAUCCACAGCCUAUUGAUCCACUAUUAAAGAACUGCAUAGGUGAUUUCCUAAAAACGUUGGAAGACCCAGAUUUGAAUGUAAGAAGAGUGGCCUUGGUCACAUUCAACUCAGCAGCACAUAAUAAGCCAUCAUUAAUAAGGGAUCUUCUAGAUACUGUUCUUCCACAUCUUUAUAAUGAAACAAAAGUUAGAAAGGAGCUUAUAAGAGAGGUAGAAAUGGGUCCAUUUAAGCAUACAGUUGAUGACGGCCUGGAUAUUAGAAAGGCAGCUUUUGAGUGUAUGUACACACUUCUGGACAGUUGUCUGGAUAGACUUGAUAUCUUUGAAUUUCUAAAUCAUGUUGAAGAUGGUUUGAAGGACCAUUAUGAUAUUAAGAUGCUAACAUUUUUAAUGUUGGUGAGACUCUCUACCCUUUGUCCAAGUGCAGUACUGCAGAGGUUGGACCGACUUGUUGAGCCAUUACGUGCUACAUGUACAACUAAGGUAAAAGCAAACUCAGUAAAGCAGGAGUUUGAAAAGCAAGAUGAACUAAAGCGAUCUGCCAUGAGAGCAGUAGCAGCACUGCUAACCAUUCCAGAAGCAGAGAAGAGUCCACUGAUGAGUGAAUUCCAGUCACAGAUCAGCUCUAACCCUGAGCUGGCAGCCAUCUUUGAAAGUAUCCAAAAAGAUUCAUCAUCCACUAACUUGGAAUCAAUGGACACUAGUUAGAUGUUGGUUCAACCUGGGGACCAUUACAUUGACCAUAUGAUGCACUGAAUUGACAGGUUAAUCAUAAGACAUGGAAAGAGAAGUAAAGCUUCAAAAUGUUCCACUUUUUUUUUUUUUUCCUUCAUGGAGACAGUUUGACUUUCUUCCAUUGUUGUUUUUGUAGCAUUUAUUUCAGAAAUAACAUAUUUCCAUAAUCCAGAGGUUGUAAAACCACUAAUGUUUUAGUGGUUAGGGCAACAUUUAAAAUGACAUCUAAAAGUAAAAGUUAGGAUUGAUGGAGAUAGGGUCCAGUAUCUAUUUACCCUGUAAUGUUUAGGAUUAAAAUGUUAAAAUUCUGUGA
Messenger RNA from Balaenoptera ricei (Rice's whale), 4439 nucleotides. RefSeq names its product cullin associated and neddylation dissociated 1 (gene CAND1). The record is from RefSeq and is a predicted model, not a curated record. Gene Ontology annotation, cellular component: nucleus. Bases 407 to 4099 code for a protein of 1230 amino acids. Gene Ontology annotation, biological process: protein ubiquitination; SCF complex assembly. NCBI's taxonomy places the organism in Eukaryota, Metazoa, Chordata, Mammalia, Artiodactyla, Balaenopteridae. The transcript is spliced from 15 exons.